Gasterosteus aculeatus aculeatus (three-spined stickleback) is the source of this 6627-nucleotide messenger RNA. NCBI's taxonomy places the organism in Eukaryota, Metazoa, Chordata, Actinopteri, Perciformes, Gasterosteidae. The record is from RefSeq and is a predicted model, not a curated record.
GAUCCCUGCCCCUUCCUCCCCCUUCCUCCUCCUUCCUCCUUCUCCCUCUCUUGCCUCCAGGUCUCCCAGCCGGCGGCGGCAGAGAGGGAUUUUUCGACCCGUGUUGCAGAUGCGGGGAGCUGGGCUGCAGAGUGCAAAGACACACCGGUAGUCCUCGCGGGAAGUUGCGGGAAAGGAGCUAAAUUAAAGAAGAACCAAACGCAAUUGGCAAAAAGAGUUGUGGGUUUGUUGUCGAGCGGUGAAAUCUAGAUUUGAAUAAAGUUAACUUUGUGUCGUGUCGCCCGCGGUGGACAUGGGCUCCCGGCGGACACUCGGGGCCGGCCGGACGGCGCUGCUCCUGGCGGGGCUGCUCGUGGCUCUGUGGCACCGCUGCUCCGCGGGUUGCCCGGAGAGAGACCUGGAGAACAGGGAAGAGGAGGCCAACAUAGUUUUGACCGGCACCGUGGACGAAAUAAUCAACCUGGACCCGGUGCACAAUACGUACUCUUGCAAGGUCAGGGUGUGGCGCUACUUGAAAGGGAAGUCCAACGUCAACCAGGAAAUUCUCCUGGACGGCGGCAACAAGCUGAUGAUCGGCGGGUUCGGCAACCCCGGGAUCUGCGACAACCAGGUGGCCACGGGCGACACGCGCAUAUUCUUCCUCAACCCUGCUCUGGAGGCCAUGGGGCCGGAACACAAGAACGAACUCAUGCUCAACUCGAGUCUGAUGAGGAUUACCCUGCGCAACCUGGAGGACGUAGAGCACUGCGUGGAAGGACACAAAUAUAUAAAUGCAGACAAGCCCCCUCACUUCACGCCGCCCCAGCCUCCUGACGGCUGCAGGGGGAUGCUGUGUGGCUUCGGCGCUGUAUGUCAGAUCGACCAAGCCGACCCGGUCCAGUCUAAGUGUGUUUGCAAGAGAGUGGACUGCCCGUCCUUGGUGGCGCCCGUGUGCGGCUCGGAUUCCUCCACCUACUCCAACGAGUGCGAGCUGGAGAAAGCCCAGUGCAACGCGCAGCGACGCAUCAAGGUUCUGCGCCAGGGGCCGUGCUCUCUCAAGGACCCCUGCACCGACGUGGCCUGCAGCUACGGCAGCACCUGCAUCCAGUCGUCGGACGGCCUGUCGGCGAAAUGCAUGUGCCCCCUGAGCUGCGAGGGCAAGCGCGAGCAGACGGUGUGCGGCAGCGACGGAGAGGACUACCGCAACGAGUGCCUGCUCCACCGGCACGCCUGCAAGAACCAGAAGAACAUACGGGUGCAGUACCCGGGGUCCUGCGACCCGUGCAAAGAGAGCGAAAACAACCUGAACACGAUGUGCCGGGUGGGGGCUCUCACCCGCCAGACCAUCGUCUUCCGGCCCCCGGAGAUGUGCCCCCCGGGGAACGAGCCUCUGUGCGCCAGCGACGGGCAGACCUACAGCAGCGUCUGCGCCCUGGAGGCAACGGCAUUGCAGAAAGGCGUCAAGCUGAGGAAGAUCCACGCGGGGCCGUGCAAACGGCUGGAGCGCUGUCAGGCGGCGUGCCCCUUCAACGGCGUGUGCGUGGUGGAGCAGCAGAGCGCCCGCUGCUCCUGCGACCCCAUCGAGUGCGACGGCACCUACAAGCCCGUGUGCGGCAAGGACGGCCGCACCUACACCAACGACUGCGCCCGGCGCAGGGCGGAGUGCCUGGGCCGGCUCCUCAUCGCCGUCAAGCACCCGGGGCCCUGUGAUCUCAGCAUACCGAGCCCCUGCCUGGGCAAGGAGUGCGAUCACGGGGCGGUGUGCGUGGUGAAGAACGGCGAGCCGGUGUGCGAGUGCCCCGAGGCGUGCCCCCAGACCUCCGACCCCGUGUGCGGCUCCGACGGCCACAGCUACGGCAGCCCCUGCGAGAUGCGGGCGAUGGGCUGUGCCCUGCAGAGGGCCAUUCAAAUCCAACACAAAGGGCCCUGUGACGAGGCUUGUGCCAACUGCUCUUUCGGGGCGAUCUGCGACGCCCAGAGCGGCCAGUGCGUGUGCGCGUCGGAGUGCGUGGAUUCCCACCAGCCCGUGUGCGGCAGCGACGGCAGCACCUACGACAGCGAGUGUGAGCUGCACGUGCGGUCCUGCAAACAGCAGAUGGAGCUCCGGGUGGUCAGCCAGGGAGAGUGCAAAACAUGCGGCAGCACAGUUUGUGCCUGGGGGGCCAUCUGCGUCAGGAGCAAGUGCGAGUGCGCGCAGUGCUCUGGCGAGGGCCUUGCCCCGGUGUGCGGGAGCGACGGCGUCACCUACAAAAACGAGUGUGAACUCCGCACGUCCUCCUGCGUGCAGAAGAGUAGAAUCGAUGUGGCGAAACCCGGCAGCUGUGACGAAGACUGUGGCUCCGGGGGGUCGGGCUCGGGCGCGGAGAGCUGUGAACAGGACCGCUGCCGCACGUUCGGCGGCUCGUGGGACGAGGACGCGGAGGACGACCGCUGCGUCUGUGACUUCUCCUGUCAAAGUGUGCCUCUCAACCCGGUUUGUGGCUCAGAUGGAAAAAAUUACAGCAACGAGUGCCACUUGAAGAAGGCCAGAUGUGAGAAACAAGAGCACUUGAUGAUUCAGAAUCAGGGACCCUGUGCAGCGAUCUCGUCGACGUCCCCCCCCGCGACGACGCCCCCCCAGCACUGCAGUCAGUCUGUGUACGGCUGCUGCCACGACAACGUGACGGCUGCCUUAGGAGUCGGACUGGCUGGAUGUCCCAGCACCUGUCAGUGCAACGUCCACGGCUCCUACAAAGGGACGUGCGACCCGUCCUCGGGCCAGUGCUCCUGUAAGCCGGGCGUCGGGGGACAGAAGUGCGACCGCUGCGAGCCGGGCUUCUGGAACUUCCGUGGCAUUGUGACGGAGAACAUGAGCGGCUGCACGCCGUGUAACUGCGACGCCACAGGCUCUGUCCGGGACGACUGCGAGCAGAUGUCGGGUCUGUGUUCCUGCAAGACAGGCGUGAAGGGCAUGAAGUGCAACGUGUGUCCCGAUGGCUGUGACAAAGGUUCCGAGGCCCCGACUUCAUGCGACAAGUUGACGUGCAGUUUUGGAGCCACUUGCACGGAGGUGAGCGGCCAGGCGCACUGCGAGUGCCCGCCGCCCGACUGCGACGACAAAAACAAAACCCAGGUGUGCGGCUCGGACGGGGUGACCUACGCCGACCAGUGCCAGCUGAGGACCAUCGCCUGCAGGGUGAGGGGGGACAUCACGGUGCAACACUUUGGACGGUGCACAGAUAUCAUCUCUGAGCCGGCAGACCGACCCACCCCCAAACCCCCCGCCACCACCACCGCCGCCGCCACCAUCACCACCCCGGCUCCAUUCUCCCCAAACCAGGUGUUCGCCAUGCCGCCUCCACGGACCAACGAUCCGGAGCCCCCCCGGCGGCCCCCGCCCACCGCCCACUCUACCACCCUCAUGCACAACCGAACAAAGCCCAUCCAAACCAUCCAAACCGGCCACUCCUCCCGCAGAACCCCCGUCCGCGUUGCCUCAUCCUCCGAGGGCUCGGGCAGCGGGGAGCCGAGCGGGGACGACCAGACCGAAGAGGAGGAGGAGGAGCAGGAGGAGGAAGCAGGUAGCGGCAUCCCGACGGAGGCCAGUGGAGCAGAGGAGACUGUCGGCUCCACGCUGGCCAGCACCACUGCACCCACCGCCGAGGAACGCUCGUCCUGCGACAACGGCGAGUUCGGCUGCUGCCCCGACGGCAAGACGCCGUCCAGCACUCCAGAGGGCGCCAACUGCCCCUCCACCAUGAAGUUCAGCGGUUUCCUGCAUUUGGACCAAGUGGAGGGCCAGGAGAUCUUCUACACCCGGGAGAUGGAGGACCCCAAAUCGGAGCUGUUUGGAGAGACGGCGCGGAGCAUAGAGGGGGCUCUCAAUGAGUUGUUCAGGAAGUCGGCGGCGCACAAAGACUUUAUGAGCGUUCGUGUCCGGAACCUGGCCCCCAGCAACUCCAUCCUGGCCUUUGUGGAGGCCCACUUCAACCCAGAUACGAGGCUGACGGUGGAGGACAUUGAAGGAGCCCUGCUGAAGCAGCUGAAGGCCUCCAGAGAGAGCGGCAUCGCCGUGAAGAAGCCCGAGGACGAGAAUAUUCGCUUCACCAAUUAUGGCCUCUCCUCCGUCCCCUUCUUCACCACCACCUCCACCACCACCACGGCGUCAGUCACCACAGCCGCUCCCGCCACCACCACCACCACCGCCGCCCCCAGGCCCCCCACAACGACCAGGCCCCCGCCGACCUCCAUGUACAUCACCCGUCGCCCGCCCGGCACCACCCGCCGGCCCAACAGCGGUAGGCGCAUCACCACCACCACCACCUCCGCACCGGUCACCACACCAGCACCGACCACCAGCACCACCGCAGUGGUGACCUCGACCGAGCCCCACCCGGCAACCACUGCUGCUCACGUCAGGGGCCGGCCUUCCCACAAGGCGGCGAAGCCCUGCAGCUCCCACCCGUGCCUCCACGGGGGCACCUGCGAGGACGACGGCAACGACUUCAGCUGCCAGUGCCCCGCCGGCCGAGGAGGCUCCGUGUGCGAGAAGGUGAUCAGAUACUUCAUCCCGUCCUUCGGGGGCCAGUCGUACCUGGCUUUCCCAACCAUGAGCGCCUAUCACCCCGUCCGCAUCCCCAUGGAGUUCAGAGCGUCCGAGACGCCCGGCGUUUUGCUUUACAACGGCCAGACGGGCAAGAAGGACUUCAUCUCUCUGGCUUUGGUCAACGGCAAGGUGGAGCUCAGGUUCAACACGGGUUCGGGCACAGGCACGGUGGCCAGCAAAGUACAGAUCCACCAGGGCCGCUGGCAUCAGCUGGUGCUGACCCGCAAGCGGCGCAGCGCGAGGCUGAGCGUGGACAACGAGCCCUACAUCGAGGGCGAGAGCCCGCAAGGCACCGACGGCCUGAACCUCGACACCGACCUGUUCAUCGGCGGCGUGCCGGAGGAAAUGAAGCAGGACGUGAGUGAGAGGACGGCGGUGGGUACGGGACUAGUGGGCUGCAUCCGCGUGCUGGAUGUCAACAACCGGAAGCUCAACCUGCAGGAGAGCGGCGGCGACAGCAUGUACGGCAGCGGCGUGGGCGAAUGCGGCAACAACCCCUGCCAGCCGAAUCCCUGCAAGAACGGCGCCGCGUGCCUGGUCAAGGAGGCGGAGAUGUUCCACUGCAAGUGCAGCAAAGGAUUCUGGGGUCCAACGUGUGCUGACGUCCAUGACCCCUGCGAGCCCAACAGGUGCCACCCGUCCUCCCAGUGCCAGGCGCUGCCCGAGGGGGGCUACAAAUGCGAGUGUCCCAUGGGGCGUGAAGGGAGGCACUGCGAGACAGUGGCUGAGGGGAGGGGGCCUUACAUGCCGCUAUUCAACGGAGACUCCUACCUGGAGCUGAAGGGGCUCCAUCUCUACGGGCAGGAUCUGCGUCAAAAGGUGAGCAUGACCGUGGUCCUCAUGGCCAACGACUCCAACGGUCUGAUCUUCUACAACGGGCAAAAAUCAGACGGGAGGGGAGACUUCAUCUCGCUGUCCCUCAACGACGGCAUCCUGGAGUUCCGCUACGACCUGGGAAAGGGGCCCGCUACCAUCAGGAGUUUGAAAAGACUGCAGCUGAACGUGUGGAACACCAUCAACCUGGAGCGCUCCAACCGCAAAGGGGAGAUCACGGUGAACAGGAAGGACCCUGUCCGAGGGGAGGCGCCGAAAUCACGCAAGAACCUGCACGUAGAUCUUAACCUGAAAGAGUCUCUUUUUGUUGGCGGAGCCCCCGAUUACAGCCGACUAGCACGAGUGGCGGCUCUCACGGAGGGCUUCAAGGGAACGAUCCAAGAGAUCAUCCUCAUGGGGACCCCCAUCCUCAGGGAGGAGAACGCCCUGCGCUCCAGCAGCGUGGCCAUGUUCCAGGACCACCCGUGCUCCCAGGAGCCCUGCCACAACGGCGGCCUGUGCAAACCCACGCUGCACACCUACGAGUGCCUCUGCCUCAACGGGUUCAGGGGCGAGCGCUGUCAGAACCCCGUCUACGAGAAGGCCGCCGGAGAGGCCGAGGCCAUUGCCUUUGACGGGCGGACGUUCAUCGAGUACCACAACGCCGUUACGAAGAGCCAACUGACCAAUGAGAUCCCGGAUCCCGAGUCUCUGGAGAACCCAUCUGACCAGAGUGAGAAGGCUCUGCUGGUGAACAAGUUCGAGCUGAGCAUCCGGACGGAGACGACCCAGGGCCUGGUGCUGUGGAGCGGGAAGGGCGUGGAGCGCUCCGACUACAUCGCCCUGGCCAUCGUGGACGGACACGUGCAGAUGACCUACGACCUCGGCUCCAAGCCGGUGGUGCUGCGGUCCUCGGUGCGGGUCGACACCAACCGCUGGAUACGCAUCAAGGCCAGCAGGGCGCUCAGAGACGGCUCCCUGCAGGUCGGCAACGAGGCGGCGGUGACGGGGUCGUCGCCUUUGGCAGCAACGCAGCUGGACACGGACGGAGCGCUGUGGUUGGGUGGUCUGGAGGAGCUGGCGGUGGCCCGGCGGUUGCCCAAGGCCUACAGCACCAGCUUUGUCGGCUGCAUCAAGGAUGUGGUGGUGGACGGCGUGGAGCUCCACCUGGUGGAAGACGCCUUGAACAGCCCCCAAAUAUUACACUGCUCCGCCGCCAAAUAAGAGACAGAAUAUUGAGAGAGAAAAAA